AUGGCGUAUCCCAAUAAUGUUGGCAUCAAGGCCAUGGAGAUCUAUGUCCCCGGCCAGGCCUUGGACCAGUCGCUCUUUGAGCAACAUCAGGGCGUCUCAGCAGGAAAAUACACCAUCGGCCUGGGUCUCAAGUACAUGAACUUCUGCAAUGACCGUGAAGAUGCCACUUCCCUUGCUCUCACGGCAGUUUCAUCUCUAUUGAAGAAGUACAAUAUCGACCCCAAGUCCAUUGGUCGUCUGGAGGUCGGCACGGAGUCCUUGAUCGACAAGGCAAAAUCUAUCAAGACUGUGCUGACCCAGCUCUUCGAGCCUGCCGGCAACACGAGCCUAGAGGGUAUCGACACAAUCAACGCGUGCUACGGAGGCACGAGUGCUCUUUUCAAUGCCGUCAACUGGGUCGAGUCUCGCUCUUGGGACGGCCGCGAUGCAAUCGUGGUGGCCUCGGACAUUGCUCUCUAUAAGGAAGCAUCUUCGCGGCCGACCGGCGGCGCCGGCUGUGUCGCCAUGCUGGUGGGCCCCGAUGCGGUGCUCUCACUGGAUCCGGCGCUCAAGGGCACCUUCAUGACCCAUGCCUAUGAUUUCUACAAGCCAGAUCUCAAGGCAGAGUUCCCUGUAGUCAACGGACACGAGUCUCUCAGAUGCUAUACCUCGGCGCUGGAUGGCUGCUACAACCGUCUUCGGGAGAGAGUCGAGGAGGCCAAUGUGAAGGCGAACGGCCACGGUCCCAAGACUGAUACGCGCAGCCUGUUGGACAUCUUCGACUAUAUGGCAUUCCACACCCCCAACUGCAAGCUUGUCAGCAAGUCUUACGGACGUCUGCUGUACAACGACUACAAGCAGGGUGGUGACGAGGACACCUGGGGGAAGGUCCCCGCCGAGCUCCGCGAGCUCAGCUACGAGGACUCUCUCAAGAGCAAGGAGCUGGAGAAGCUUUUUGUUACCUUGUCCAAGGAUCGUUUCAAGUCGCGAGUCGAGCCUUGCAUUGCCGCUCCCACACAAUGCGGCAACAUGUACACAGGCAGUCUUUACUGUUCCCUCAUCAGCUUGAUUAGUAACAUCGACCUGAAGAACUCAGUGGGAAAGACGAUUGGCAUGUUCAGUGUAAGUGCUCAUUUGGUCCUUGCGCUCUCGGAAGCUCUUUUUGUACUAAUUGUCAUCCCCUAUCAGUACGGCAGCGGAAUCGCCAGUACUCUGUUCGCGCUUAAGGUCACGGGUGAUCUUAGCGAGCUGGUCCAAAAGAUUGAUAUCAUGGACCGAUUGAGUCAGCGCAAGAUCUCGACUCCCGAAGAAUAUGAAGAGGUAAUCUACCAUGUUGAAUAUUAUUAUUUCAAGCAUUUGCUGACCGCAUACAACCAGGCUUGCGCCCUCAGAUUGAAGGCUUACGGCGCCAAGGGCUUUGAACCCACUGGCAGCAUUGAGAACAUGGCCCGGGGCACGUACUAUCUAACUGAAAUCGAUGAAGCGUACCGUAGGACUUAUGCUGUGAAGGAAUAG
Molecule: messenger RNA, 1494 nt
Organism: Colletotrichum gloeosporioides
Lineage: Eukaryota; Fungi; Ascomycota; Sordariomycetes; Glomerellales; Glomerellaceae
Product: Hydroxymethylglutaryl-CoA synthase
Exons: 3
Coding region: 1-1494 (497 amino acids)
Biological process (GO): acetyl-CoA metabolic process; ergosterol biosynthetic process
Molecular function (GO): hydroxymethylglutaryl-CoA synthase activity
Source: RefSeq, a predicted model, not a curated record